AAAUGCAAAGAUGGAAGGAAGGAGAGGAAAGAACAAAAAUCAGGAGUGGUCGUUUCGAAGACGAAACACAUCGACUCAUCUUCCUCACAAGAAAUAAUCAAAAUCAAAAUCAAAAUCAAAAUCAAAAGCUUUCACUUUUCUGUUGAUCUCUUUGUUAUCGUUCCUUUCUCGCAAUCCCGUACCAUUGGGGCUAGAUUCUUUCGUCCUCCCAUUUCAAUUUCUCCUCUGAAUUAUAGUUGAAAUUGACAGGUCUCUCUUACCCUUUUCUUGGUGUUCCUCCGAAGACAUAAAGUUGGAAUCUUUCUCUACAUUUGUGUUGAUUUAUCGAUAGUUCUAUGGUCCGAUUUAGGGUUUGACUUGAUGAAGAAAAGGGGCAUGGGACUAGACUCGAUCGGGUUUCUCCGUUAGUCUUCGCAAACUUGUGGUUUCUGAGAAAGUUUAGUGUGGUCAAUUGAGGUUUUUUUGGGUGCUUCUACUUUGUUUCGUACGGAUCAUGGAUGACAUUGGUGGUGGAGCUCGUGAGAUGGGCUCUGGAGUUGCAUCAACACCGUGGCAGCCAAUUCAGCUAGUUUUCAAGCGUUAUUUCCCACAUAAUGGCUCUGAUAUCAGACCUCAGACAUUGCGUGCUACUGUGAAGAAGAAGGCGGUAGUGGAGAGACUAACUAGGGGCUUGGUUGAGACAUACAAAACAUGCAAUCCACAGUUCAAAUAUAGAGGAGAGUUGAAUCCCAAGCGGUACUUGACUACCCCAUCGGUUGGUGUGCUCAAUGAUGGCUUUGAUAAUGUCAACUCCGACCUAAUUCUGGCUGUAAAUGAUGAUUUCUGCAGUUCAGAUUCACGGCAUAGGUACAUUGUCAAAGACCUUCUUGGCCAUGGGACUUUUGGCCAGGUUGCUAAAUGCUGGGUUCCUGAGACAAACAGCUUUGUUGCUGUGAAAGUAAUAAAAAACAAGCCUGCAUACUAUCAGCAGGCGCUGGUUGAAGUAUCUAUUUUGACAACGCUAAACAAGAAGUAUGAUCCAGAGGAUAAGCACCAUAUUGUUCGCAUAUACGACUACUUCUUACAUCAACGUCAUUUAUGCAUAUGCUUUGAACUUCUCGACAUGAAUCUGUAUGAGCUCAUAAAGAUAAAUCAAUUUAGAGGCCUCUCGUUAAGCAUAGUCCAGCUCUUUUCUAAGCAGAUCUUACUUGGUUUGGCCCUUUUGAAAGAUGCUGGCAUAAUCCAUUGUGAUCUGAAGCCAGAGAAUAUCCUUCUGUGUACCAGUGUGAAGCCAACUGAAAUUAAGAUAAUCGACUUUGGAUCAGCGUGCAUGGAAGUUAAGACUAUUUACUCAUAUAUUCAGAGUCGUUACUACAGAUCGCCGGAAGUUUUACUUGGGUACCGAUACACUACAGCUAUCGACAUGUGGUCUUUUGGCUGCAUUGUGGCCGAGCUGUUUCUUGGAUUGCCACUGUUUCCAGGAGCUUCAGAAUUUGAUAUCUUGAAGCGUAUGAUUGAAAUACUUGGGAAGCAACCACCUGAUUAUGUGCUCAAGGAAGCAGAACAUACGAAUAAAUUCUUUAAAUGUGUUGGGAGUGUCCACAAUUUGGGGAAUGGUGGAACUUAUGGUGGCCUCAAAAGUGCUUAUAUGGCACUGACGGAAGAAGAAUUUGAAGCUAGAGAAAAGAAAAAGCCAGAAAUUGGGAAAGAGUACUUCCGCCAUAAGAACCUUGAAGAAAUUGUUAAAGGCUAUCCUUACAAGAUAAACUUGCCUGAAGACGAUGUAGUCAAAGAAACUCAGAUCCGGUUAGCUCUUAUUGACUUUCUGAGAGGACUUGUUGAAUUUGAUCCAACAAAACGUUGGUCACCUUUUCAGGCUGCUAAGCACCCUUUUAUCACUGGGGAACCUUUUACGUGCCCAUACAACCCUCCUCCAGAAACACCUCAUGUGCAUGUUGCUCAAAAUAUCAAAGUGGACCACCAUCCAGGUGGAGGGCACUGGUUUGCCGCUGGUCUUUCUCCUCAUGUAUCAGGGAUAACCAGAAUGCCCAUGCAAAAUAGUCCCCAUUUUCAGAUGUUUCCUUAUUCACAUGCAAAUAGCUACGGAAGUAUCGGAAGCUAUGGUAGCUACAAUGAUGGCACUAUUCAGGGAAAUAGCUACGGAGAGAACGGCAAUAUGUUUGCCUAUUAUUCUCCUGUGAAUCAUACUGGCCUAUACAUGCAAAACCAAGGUGGUGUCCCAAUGCUUGGAACUAGUCCUGAUGCCAGACGUAGGGUUAUGCAGUACCCACAUGGACAUGGCCUUGGUACAAGUCCAUCCGCUGGAAAUUUUGCUCCUCUACCCCUUGGCACUAGUCCGUCACAGUUUACUCCACCGAAUACAAACAAUCAAUUUUUUGCUGGCUCUCCUGGACACCAUGGUCCGACAUCUCCAGUAAGAAACAGUUGUCACGGGUCUCCCUUAGGAAAAAUGGCUGCAUUCAGUCAGUUCAACCGAAGAAAGGGCGUUGGAUAUUCUGGAGGUUCUCAGUCUCAGGAUUUUUCCUUAUCACAAGCGCAAGGGCAUGCGAUCGAUAAUUUUAAUCAAAGUGAGGGGUACUCUACACAUAACGUUUACAGCUCAUCUCUCCGGUUCAAUACGUAUAACCCUUCCAGUACUGGACCCCAUCUUGAAAAUCCGGAUAAUACCUUAUCAGUGCCUGAUCCAGGAGACUGGGACCCAAAUUACAGUGAUGAAUUGCUUCUACAAGAAGAUAGCGCAGAUGAGAGUGUCAUUGCUAAUGCAUUCAGCAGAAGUAUGCAACUUGGUUCAACAGAUGCCUCCAGUUCCAGAAGGUUCAACAGCAGUGCCUCGGCCUCAUCAUCAAAUCUGGCAACCCAAAGGAGAUAUGUUGUCAAUCAAGCCUUUUCGCAAGUAGAGAAUGGCAGCCCUCCAAGUAAUGAUCCUCGUGCCAGAUUUGGCCAACUUAUGCCAGGAUCACAAUUCACUCCUCAUGUCUCCCAGAAUUCUCCAAGUCGCUUAGGGCAGCAGCCUCAACGGGUCUAUCAUGGGAGACCAAAUGCUGGAAGAGCGAUGGAUCGGAAUCACAUCAAUGCACAGCUUCCUCCGUCCAACAGUAAUUAUGGGGGUCAACGCUCACCCAGAAGUAGCUCAUAUACCAAUGGUGUCCCUUGGGGAGGACGUAGGACUAACAACCAUCAUGUCCCGAAUGUUCCUUCGACGUCUCAUGGAAGGAUGGAUUAUGGAAGUAUUGCCUAAUUUCGCGCUUUCAACUCUCAUUUAUUUUGUUCUUUCUCUUGGUGUGCAAAUCUUCUUGUUGGAAGUUUCGGAACAAAGUUUGUACUGAGACAAAGAAGAAACAAAUACUAGUUCAUGGCUUGUGGGCUUUUGAUAAGAAGAUGCUCAUUCAUUGUGCCUGUUGCACAAAUAAACCUAAAACAAAAAAAAAAAAAUGUUACUGAUAUUGUUGGUUUAUUAAUAGGAAUUUCGUAUUGAUACUGAA
Brassica napus (rape) is the source of this 3482-nucleotide messenger RNA. Its product is annotated as dual specificity protein kinase YAK1 homolog. The record is from RefSeq and is a predicted model, not a curated record. Lineage: Eukaryota; Viridiplantae; Streptophyta; Magnoliopsida; Brassicales; Brassicaceae. Gene Ontology annotation, biological process: peptidyl-threonine phosphorylation; peptidyl-serine phosphorylation. The transcript has 18 exons. Gene Ontology annotation, cellular component: cytoplasm. Gene Ontology annotation, molecular function: ATP binding; protein serine/threonine kinase activity; protein tyrosine kinase activity. Bases 494 to 3238 code for a protein of 914 amino acids.